This is a messenger RNA of Cyprinus carpio (common carp), 1500 nucleotides long. It is a transcript of the gene crdhl, whose product is annotated as cone RDH-like. Lineage: Eukaryota; Metazoa; Chordata; Actinopteri; Cypriniformes; Cyprinidae. The record is from RefSeq and is a predicted model, not a curated record.
GCGUAACGUACUUGCGCGCCACGGCAAAAAAGUGUAUUAUUCCCAUUUUCAUUACAAGGCCUAUUGUAUUUUUUACUCUGGAUAUUAAUAAAUCUACCAUCUGACCACUAAUAGUCAUGCGAGAAACGUCUUGUUCAAAACAUGGAGAAAUCUGCUGUUCUAAAUGUUUACGAGGCGCGCGUAAUCAGCCAUUUGGCGAAGGGUACAGCAGGUACUAAGCUGUUGUUUAAGUUGCUUAAGCCCUAUAUAUAGCAUUCUGCAAAGAGAGGACACAAUGUGACAUUCUUGAUUUUGUAGUCGAGAGAUGAGGGAUCAAGUCACAUCUGAUCGAGUGAAUUAUGGCGCUGUCUUCGCGCUGGCCGCAAUCAGCUUCAUGCUGCUGCGGAAAUGGAUAGCUGGUGGUGUCUGUAAAAGCCGUGCUUCUCUAGAUGGAAAGACAGUUGUGAUUACCGGUGCUAACACUGGGAUUGGCAUGGAAACUGCAAAAGAUAUGGCUCGUAGAGGGGCUCGGGUAGUGAUGGCUUGCCGGGACCUGACUCGUGCUGAGAAUGCUGCGGAGUAUAUUCGACGCUCCACAGGAAAUGGCAAUGUAGUCAUCAGACACUUAAAUCUGGCCUCUCUAUAUUCUGUCCGAGAAUUUGCCAAAGAGUUCAUAGCAACAGAAGAACGACUGGAUAUACUUAUAAACAAUGCAGGUGUUAUGAUGUGUCCAAAGUUGAUCACAGAGGAUGGCUUUGAGACACAGUUGGCUGUCAAUCACUUGGGACACUUUCUUCUGACUAAUCUACUGUUAGGAAUGCUAAAGAGAUCCUCCCCCAGCCGUGUAGUUAAUUUGUCCAGUAUUGCACAUGUUGGUGGAAAGAUUGAAUUUGAUGACCUGUUCUUUGACAAAAGGCCUUACAGUCCUUUGCUCAGCUACAAACAGAGUAAGCUGGCCAGUGUGCUUUUCUCUAGAGAGCUUGCACGAAGAAUGAAAGGUACAGGAGUCUCCUCGUACUGCCUGCAUCCAGGAGUGAUUCGAACAGAGCUGAUUAGGCAUAUUCUGGUACGGUACCCAGUGCUGAAGAUUAUACUGUCUUUGCCCUGUAUACUGCUGAUGAAAACUCCCUGGCAGGGUGCACAGACCUCUAUCUACUGCGCUGUCACAGAGGGCUUAGAGAGCAAGUCUGGCUGCUACUUCAGUGAUUGUGCUGAAAAAGACCCUGCACCAGAAGGAAAAGAUGAUGAAGUGGCAAGAAGGCUGUGGGAGGAAAGUGCUCGGCUGGUUGGACUAAACAUCUGCCACUGAUACGUCAUACUACUACACUCUUCCUGACUGUCACCCUAAACUCUGACCAGCGAGGUGGUCAUGAAAGAAAUAGUUUCAAGGCAAAUUACAUGAUUUGCAUCAGAAGAUGCAUUUAUUUAUCAGCCUUUUUUUUUUGUUUAGUUUUUUUUGUUUGUAUUUUUGGAAAAGGAUAAUUAAGAAAAAGUCUCAGAGAAUAUAGCUGCCUUGCUGUU